AUGCGCCGACGCCCUGACAUGGAUCCGCGAGCUCGGCACGUUUCCGUCAAACUGGAUGGUCCUCACAUCGUUGCCGGACAUGUCAGAGGUUGUGGAAUUUGUGGCGUGGCAGUCUUUUACCAAACCGAUGUUCGAUUGCCUGGAAUCGGCCAAGUGAGCAAGUCAUACUUGGUGCUGCAUGCAGCCGCGCGAGUACUGGGUGUGCGCCUGAAGUGGCACAAGAUCGUGCACUUUGGCACUGUGGACCAACCAACCUGGAACGCGAUACAGUUUACGCACCUUCUGUGCUUUGCCAAAACAAAGGGACUUCUUCGUGUGGGUGUCGGGACUGAAGAAGACACUGUUGUGGACUUGGGAAGCACGAUGCCAGACAUUCUGCAGAGGGGACCGAAGCCACCCGGCCUUCGGAAAGCUGCCUGCUGCAUGGGAGUCAACGCAACUGCGUCUGUCCUGAAGUGGGCGGUCCGCCGACUGCCAGGAGUUCAGACAGUCAUCGACCCUUUCUGUGGUGCCGGGACAGUGCUGGCAAUUGCGAAUGAGUAUGGCCUGGACGCCAUCGGAGUUGACAUCUCGCCAAAGCGGAUUAAGCAGGCCAAGCAGUUGGACGGCGGUGCCCUCCUGGGCAUUCCAAAGGUCGCUGGCGGGAAAGUUUGA
This is a messenger RNA of Symbiodinium pilosum, 654 nucleotides long. The record is from the annotation of a GenBank genome assembly. Lineage: Eukaryota; Dinophyceae; Suessiales; Symbiodiniaceae.